Molecule: messenger RNA, 324 nt
Organism: Procambarus clarkii (red swamp crayfish)
Lineage: Eukaryota; Metazoa; Arthropoda; Malacostraca; Decapoda; Cambaridae
Product: cuticle protein 8-like
Cellular component (GO): extracellular matrix
Source: RefSeq, a predicted model, not a curated record
AUGAAGUUGUUUCUGCCUCAGGUUAUGGUGAUGCUGGUGAUGGUGGUGGUGGUGGUGAUGGUGGUGGGGGCAACCCACGCCAGACCAGCUGACUCCCGCAUCCAGACACACCCAGAUGCGCCGCCCGUCUACAGCUACCAGUACGGCGUCGUGGACGCUGAGAGCGGCAACGACUUCGGCCACGAGGAGGCGCGCGACCACGCCUCCACCAGCGGUCGCUACUACGUCCUCCUCCCCGACGGACGGGUGCAGACGGUGCUGUACUCCGUCAACGGCGAGGACGGCUUCGUCGCCGAUGUCUCCUACGCCAAGCGCCGCCGCUGA